GAGAAAUGGAUCUGGCGGAGGUGCUCGUUAUGGCCCUUUCCCUAAUGGCGGUCAGAAAAGUCCAGUCCAAGCCGAGCGGACCUCAUGCUCUCAGAAAUACCAGCAGCAGCACCACAACUGCAGAAUCAGAAAUUCAAAAAUUACGUCUGAUGGAUGGAGGAAGCAACUGUUCAGGCAGAGUCGAGUUGGAAGUCAUGGGUAUCUGGGGCACAGUAUGUGGUGACAACUGGGACCUUGCUAAUGCUGAAGUUGUGUGUCGGCAACUUGGUUGUGGUUCAGCCUCUCGGGCUCUCAAUGGCUCUCAUUUCCAAAAUGGGAUGAGACCCAUCUAUAAAAUGAAAUGCUUGGGGAACGAAUUAUAUCUAUGGGACUGUCUAUCCGAGAGGAGCCAUGAUUGUAGACACAAAGAUGCCGGUGUGAUUUGUUUAGGCUCACUGAGUAUCCAGACGCCUACAGAUACAACAGGAAGAGAAACUGUGACUUCAGUCUCCCAUCUACCCAGUCUCACUUUUACAACUCCUGAAGACGUGAAAGCAACAUCACCAGAUCGGGACCUGCAGAUGACCUGCAUCAUUCUGGGUUUUCUCCUUUUUCUGAGCAUUGUGAUCAUUAUUAUCCUUCUGCUGAAAAGACAGAAGAAAAAUGUAUCUGUCCCCGUCCUGAUGAAUCACACGGUGCAGAAGUUAACCACUGGAGGGGAUGUCUCUCUGAACCUCCACAAAACAGAAGACGUGACCCCUUCAGCAGCCCAUGAAGACUCUGAUUCUGAUUAUGAAGACUAUGAUUUCAGCAAGAAGCCCCCUGUGCCUCUCUCUAAUUUCUAUACUUCUUUUCAUUAUCAAACAACUGGUGAUGACCAAGUUUCACCACCCCACAAUUUCCCCAAACUGACAAUGCGCCAGGAGACCAAAUGUCCCAAGGAUUAUCGGCAACAGGAUGCUAUAGACAGUGACAGCACCUCUUCUGGAGAUGCAGACUGGUACGAGAAUAUCUACAAACCACAACAACACGUGGCGCAACAAGCCGAUGAACCUUCCUUUGCAGGUGAAGAACAGGUGUCCUAAAAGCAGGCUUAACAGUUUUUGCCAAACCUUGGUCAAACGGCUUGACUGGCUCUGGAAAUGAUUCAUCUGACAGUAGUGAACAUCAUAACACGUGAUCCUAAGGACCUGGGCUGCUGAAGGGAGACAGCUUCAUGCCUGGCCUCUCCUACAAAAAUCACCAAGGUUGGCAACAAUAACCUGAGAACUGAGAGAGAGAAUUAUCCACAAUUUCAGUCUUGAGGACUCAGCAUUGAAGAAAUCGACCAGAGGAUUUCAGGAUCUUCAGCAGCUGCAAAGGCACAUCAAUGACUAUUUCCCUCCCUUGUUCAAUGAGAAAUAUGCCUCCUUUAUAAAGACACAUAUUUCUAUCCUGCCCUACCAUGGGAGAACUUUGUGGGGGAUUAGGAUUAGCACUGAGCUCUUGAUUCCCCUUAUUUGAUUUUGUUUUGUCACACAGUGAGAUGCCAUCAAACCAAGAUGGAACUUCAAAAUACUAGAUAAGCCAAAAGAACAGAAUAUUCCAGCCACAUCACCUUGUUAGGGUGUUGCUGCUACCUUUUCAGGACCUCUCUUCCAGGAACCAAGAGGCCAGUUUUGUUUUUGAGGAAAUUGUUAGGUUUAAGACCUGAGGCUGGUUAGAGAUUUUUGGGGUAGCAAUGGGAUUCUCUCAUGGAUGAAAUUAAAUGCCAAUGCUGCUUCUCUUGAAGAAAGUUUGGCUGUCUCUUAAAAGAUUCUGAAAGGAAGGUCUAGGUUUUUAUAUUGAAGCCCGGGAGUAGCUAUGAAAUGCCAAAUGUGUGACAGAAACUGUCAGCCAUUCAAAGUAUGCGCAUAUGUGCAUGCACAUAUGCACUGCCUUGUAUAAGAUAUUUACUAUGUUUGGGUUGGUAUCUUCCCACAUUUUCCAAUGUUCUAAUCACCCAAAAACAAAAACACAAACCACCCCAAGAAGAAGAAGAAGGGAAAGAUUAAGGAAGUUUAUAGUUAAGUACCUCAUAGCUAUCAAUGAAGAAGAUCUAGGAUGUUUCCAAAUUGGGUUUGUGCAUCUGUGAGAGAGGCAGAGCAAGUGUGCCACUAGAUUUCCCCAUUUAUAAAAUUGUAAGGGAGAGAUCCAGACACCAACUCUCCUAUGUUUCCCCACCUCUUGUUCUACUAAGGAGACAAUACUGGUUGUUUAGGCCAUCUCUUUUUAUUUUUAUCCUCUCAACUUGGAAAUGUCCUAAGUGACCCAUCAAACAAAACUAGGGUGACCAUGUAUCAUCUACAAAAUCUAGAAAACCACUAAAUGACAGCAAAGAGACAGCGUUUUAUGUUUCUUUGCUGCCAUUUUAGUGUCAUGUGGAUUAUUGCAGACAAAAUGUAAUUUGUCUGGCUGCAGCCUAGUAUCUUAUCUGCUGUGUAACAUUUGCCAUUUUGGCUUGGAAAGGAUGGUUUAUGGUUUGAUGUACUACAAGAACUAGCCUACCUUGGUUAAUUCAGUAAGCCAUAUUUAGACCAAUUAUGACUUGGCAUGCCAUGCCAAAAUAAUUAUAGUAUGGAAAACUUUCUUUUCUUGUGUACAGGAAAUGAGUAAUGAAGUUCAGCCCCUUCAUAGCAAGAUCGUUGUUUUCCUCUGGGAUGUGUGUAACUCUGGGAUUUCAUGAGCUGGAAGUAGGACAAAACACUGUUCAAAAAGCAUUUGUUUGAAUGUCAAGCGUGAAGCCUCUCAAAACAGAGUAAGAUGCACAGUUGCUAGAACAGGAAGACUCUAACAAUAUAAGCAUAAUAUAUAUCUAAAGGAAACUGUAUGUAGUCUUAUUAGUCAUUCUCAGAGUAUGAGCAGGGUUGCUGCAUUUGUGUAAUUAUCUAAGAGAGAAAGCUUUGCCUUUUUUUUAAAAUGUCCUUUGCAGAUUUUGCAAGUGGAGAAGACACUGAGACCUCAAAUAGAAUGUUGCAAUAUGAUUGGCGCCUGGAUUCAUUCCAUUUGCUCAUCCCUAAUGACAUACUUCCUGAUCCCAUUCUAGCUUUUUUUUUUAUCAUGAAGCAUGUUUUUCUUCAUUGGAUUGAUCUGAACACCCCCAGAAUAAGAUGCCUAUGCAUGUUGAUUAUGCACUAUAAAGUUGGCAUUGACUUUUAGCAACAACGUAGGCAGAUUUUCUUCAUGAUGAUCUCUCCCUAACCUGGUGCUUCAGGUCUUCCACCAGUGUACCCAUCCCCACUAUAAUGAAAUCCAUCCACAUUACUGCUAGUCAUUCUCUUCUUUUCCGUUCCACCUUUCCCAGUAUUCCCAGCAUUUUUCAAAGAACUGGGUUUCUGCAUAGAGUGUCGAAAGUAGGAUAAUUUGAGCCUGGUCAUUUGUGCCUUAAAUGAGAACUAUGGACUCGUUUGCUAAAUAAUCCAAUUGUUGGUUUCCUUAGCUGUUCACGGUGUUUUCAAGAAUCAGUUUCAAUACCUAGUUCAAAAGUGUCAAUACUGUUUCCAUCCUGUUUUUUUAAAGUCUGGGCUAUGCAUUAGUAUGGCAGUAUUCCUUUCAGGAUCAAUUGCUUGAAAGUAGACCAUAAACAGAAUAAAAGAAAGACAAACAGCAUGAUCUCCUAGUAGUCCUGGUGCUUCUAGGUACCUCAUUUGAUGUCCAAUAGCUCCAUGCACCA
Pantherophis guttatus is the source of this 3670-nucleotide messenger RNA. NCBI's taxonomy places the organism in Eukaryota, Metazoa, Chordata, Lepidosauria, Squamata, Colubridae. The record is from RefSeq and is a predicted model, not a curated record.